Messenger RNA from Condylostylus longicornis, 922 nucleotides. Its product is annotated as muscle-specific protein 20-like. Lineage: Eukaryota; Metazoa; Arthropoda; Insecta; Diptera; Dolichopodidae. The coding region runs from base 193 to 744 and encodes 183 amino acids. Gene Ontology annotation, biological process: actomyosin structure organization. The transcript has 4 exons. Gene Ontology annotation, molecular function: actin binding. The record is from RefSeq and is a predicted model, not a curated record.
GAUUACAGGUAUUUCGUUUUCAACUCUCAAAGCUAAAUCAACCAAAAUAAAAACAUAGUGUUGCAUAUUUAAAAAGUGAUCUCUUCAUAAAAUAAAUAAAUUUAAUUAAAUUAAAUUAAAAAAAGAAAUUAAACAAAAUAUAACUAAUAUUGUAUCGAUUGUUAUUUUUUAAUUAAAAAAUUCAAAAUAAAGAUGCCAGGUCCAGGACGUCCAGUAUGGCAGGUUUGCGGUAAACGUAUUCCAGAAGAAGAAGCUGAAGCUCAAGCCUGGGUUGAAGCUGUAAUUAAUGAACGUUUUCCUCCUUUGCCGUUCGAAGAAGCCCUUCGUAAUGGUAUUAUUUUAUGCAAGUUGAUGAAUCGUUUGGUACCUGGUAUUAUACCAAAAAUUAAUACAUCCGGUGGAGAUUACAAGAUGAUGGAUAAUAUUGGACAAUUCCAAAAAGCCUGUACAAAAUAUGGAGUUCCCGAUGUUGAUUUAUUUCAAACUACAGAUCUAUGGGAUCAAAAAAAUAUUGCACUUGUAACACAAACAAUUUUUGCCCUUGGACGCGCGUGCUACAAACACCCUGAAUGGAAAGGACCAUUUCUGGGACCACGUCCUGCGGAAGAAAAUAGGCGUGACUUUACUGAAGAGCAACUACGGUCAAGUGAAGCCAUAAUUGGACUCCAAGCUGGAACAAAUAGAGGAGCGUCACAGUCCGGUCAAAAUUUUGGUGCAUCAAGAAAAAUUAUCCUUGGAAAAUAAGUUAAUAUUUAUAUAUGAUUUCAAUAUUGAUUACAGUACAUGUAUGUAUGUAUACGGAUACUCUUUUGCAAAAUAUUUCCUCAUGAACUUUCGUUUAAAUUAUUUAGCUAUAAAAUUAUUUUGUACAGGCUUUUAUCAUUAACAUUUUUGAAAUAUGAAUAAAAUUUAACUUAAAUUA